CAAACAGUAGUCAAUAUUCCUUAAACAGUCAUGGAUUUUACCCAAGUUGAAUUUCCCAUUUCCGUAGAAUUAAAUACUCUUAAAACAUAUUUUGAUUUGACACUAUGUAAAUUGCCCAAAAUUCAUGGCAAAUCAUUGCCUAUUGGCGAUGAUGUGGAAACCGAAACAAAUCAACCCAAAAGCCUAAGGCAUUUGGUAUUGGAUUGUCUGCUGGAAAAUUGGUGUGACAAUCCCGUCUUUAAGGAAAUACCCCGUCAAAAGGACCGUAACUACAUUCUAAGCAACUUGGAUGUAAAUCUUCCUCUCAAGAUUUUAAGCACCCACAUUCAGGAUGAUUUCUUUUGGCGCAAAAGUUAUCAGCAUCGCUGGAAAACCCUUUACUAUAUGACAUACACAUAUCCACCCUAUCCGCCAGUGGCUUCACCAUCGCCCAGCCUUAGUGAUCCAGUGCCGCAGAGGGAGAAAAAAGUAACAAAGCCAUGGAUUAACAUUUACAUGGAACGUCAUCUGCAAGAGUUUAUUGAAAAUCUAACAACGCUGGACUAUGAGGAGGAAGGUAUACAGGCGACAAUAUUGGACAUUUGUGCAGCGUAUAUAAAUCAAUUGGAGAUAAACUACCUUCAGCCUAGCAUGGAUGGUCUGAAUGAUCACAUUCCACUUGAUUUCAUUUUGAGUAAUCUACCGGAAUUGCGUACAUUACGUGUGACAUAUUGUACUAAAACUAUUGGGACACAAUUCUAUUUGGGUUGCAAUACCUUAUCGCAAAAGGAUGCAAAUAUCCUGGCCAGAGGUUUGGCUCAGUGUCAUGAAUUGGUGAAUUUUUGUUUACACAACACCUCCCUGCAGCCAUAUCAACUAGGAUUAUUUGCACAUAGUUUGGACAAGGGUUGUCAUCACCUCACAGCUCUAUCUCUGGAGCAUUGUAGUUUGGGUGAUGAAGGUAUCGCCGAGUUUAUGGGAGCUUUAAACAAGGAGUCCUUUGGAACAUUAAAGUAUUUGGACUUGACUAACAAUAAAAUAACCUCAGAGGGAGCUCACACUUUGGCAUGUUUGAUAAAAAGCCUUAAUCUGGAGAAAAUAAGUUUGCGUUUAAAUCCCAUUGGGGAUGAAGGAGCCUCAGCUAUUAUUGGAGUAUUGGACUAUAUACCCAUUAGAAAUCUGGACAUUUCUGGUUGUUCCCUCACCAGCAAUAUUACAAAUAUGUUUAUGCAACUUAUAACACAAAGCGAGACUUUAUGGUACAUUGAUGUUACCAAUAAUGAUUUGGGAGUGAUCUUUGGCAGACACUUAUUAGAUGUCAUUGUUAACAACAAGAUUUUGAAAGCUGUGGAUCUAAGGAAUACAGGAUUGUCAUUGAAUAUGUGUAAUGAGAUAAAGGACAUUUUAAAGGAAAAUUUUAAUAACUAAUAAAUAGUGGUUCAAAGAACUGCAUAAUUCUUAGUAAACAAUGAA
This is a messenger RNA of Stomoxys calcitrans (stable fly), 1452 nucleotides long. RefSeq lists its product as uncharacterized. Bases 31 to 1407 code for a protein of 458 amino acids. The record is from RefSeq and is a predicted model, not a curated record. The transcript has 6 exons. Lineage: Eukaryota; Metazoa; Arthropoda; Insecta; Diptera; Muscidae. Gene Ontology annotation, molecular function: protein binding.